AUGUCUGCAAGUACGGUGCGUGGCAUCUCCGCCGCCGAAAUUGCGAAGUUCCGUCGGCUGCAGGGACACUGGUGGGACCCCAACGGUCCUCUCCGCACGCUGCAUCUCCUCAACCCCGUGCGCGUGCAGUACAUCUGCAACGCCUGCAAGCACUAUUCGAAGCGGUCGAGUUUUCUAAGUGCAUCGGGCAUCACGCCUGGGAUGCGCGUGUUGGACGUCGGUUGUGGCGGUGGCAUUCUCUCCGAGAGCAUCGCGCGACUUGGUGGCAGUGUGCUGGGCAUUGACAUGUGCGAGGAGAGCAUCACUGUGGCGCAGCAGCGGCGCGAUAAAGUACUGCGCCGCAUGGCGUCGCAAGCUGCAGAGGAGGGUGCAUCGUCGCUCGAGUAUCGUUACGUCUCCCUUAACACCAUUGUGGCGGAGGAGAAGCAACAGUUCGACCUGGUGCUUGCCUCGGAGGUCCUUGAGCACGUGGAGGACGCUCAUGGCUUUGUUCGUGAUCUCUGCGAGGCGACAAAGCCCGGCGGUGUUCUAAUCGUUUCCACGAUGGACAAGUCGCUGCGCACGGCCAUCAGCCACAUUGCUCUUGCCGAGUACCUCACCGGGCUGGUCGAGCCUGGGACGCAUGACUGGACCAAGUUCGUGCCGCCACAAGACCUCACGAGGAGCGCGUUGCAGCACCAAGUGCGGCAGGUUGACCUUCAGUAUAUCGUGACGUGUCCCGACCUUUUCAGCUCACUUGCAACUCGUCGGCUGCAGUUGAGCUUCUCCCUCUCGAAUUGUUUAGACACAGGUCACUACUUCUGGGCCGGCGUGAAGGUACCCACACCCACCACAACAGGCAGCAGUGCCACUGUCUGA
Messenger RNA from Trypanosoma grayi, 858 nucleotides. RefSeq names its product 3-demethylubiquinone-9 3-methyltransferase. Gene Ontology annotation, molecular function: 2-methoxy-6-polyprenyl-1,4-benzoquinol methyltransferase activity. The record is from RefSeq and is a predicted model, not a curated record. NCBI's taxonomy places the organism in Eukaryota, Euglenozoa, Kinetoplastea, Trypanosomatida, Trypanosomatidae. Gene Ontology annotation, biological process: ubiquinone biosynthetic process. The transcript has a single exon. Bases 1 to 858 code for a protein of 285 amino acids.